Mesocestoides corti is the source of this 579-nucleotide messenger RNA. The record is from the annotation of a GenBank genome assembly. Lineage: Eukaryota; Metazoa; Platyhelminthes; Cestoda; Cyclophyllidea; Mesocestoididae.
AUGUUUUCAAAUGUUAGUGGAAUUAUCGGUGGCAGCAUUUUAGUCUGUACUUUAAUAUACUUAUUCUAUAAUUCAGUGCGGCUUUUCCGCAACCGUCGCCUUUGUGCUGAAUGUUGGUUUUGUCGCACCCAAAACCUGGUUCAAGUUCACGAUCGCAAUUCCUUCUACUGUUUCGCCUGCCAUCAGUAUAACGGUUUUACGAACUCAGGAGAUUAUAACCGCCUGCUUCCUGCCCAGUGGGAACCUAGUUUAAAUCCCUCCGGUUUCUCAAUGCCUUGUAAACGCAGUGCUUCCAACUUCACUACUCAUUCUGAUAUUCUCUGUCCUUUGUGUUCGCAAAAGCAAGAGUAUAUGAUCAACCAGUUGGCAGGGUUUGAGGCUUCAAGUGAAGCAACUUGGGACUAUGAAUUAAAUCUCUUUAAACAAGGACUGGAGCGUCGUUGCAUGUUGUGCUCUGUUUGCAAAGUCAAAGUCCACAAAACUAUCAAACAGGUAAAUCUCGAUUUUUGCCUCCAUUUCAUUACAGUCAAUUUGUGGCUAGGCGUAAAGUUUCUUGUAUUUACGUCCUGGCUCAUUUAA